AUGUUGUCUCGUCAAGUUACUCUCUCUAUUCCUCUUAUUACCUUUUAUUUAUCACUUCUCAACUUUGUCAACCUAAGCUCAGCUUCGGAUUCAAACUCUGGUCUGUGCACUCCUUACCCAUGUAACCAACCGCCUCAACCGCCUUCCUCUACAGGCUACACUCCAUACGGUAAUCCUCCUCCACCACCUCCACCUCCACCGCCUUCACCGUCUUCACCUCCUUCACCACCGCGUUCCCACUGCCCUCCUGUUCCAACGACAGGUUGCUGCACUCCACCACCAUCUUCAAUGUAUUCUCCUCCGUAUCCUUACUUUUUUACUCCUCCUUAUCCUUACGGUACUCUCGGAGGAGGUGAAGGUGGUGGCGGGCAAGGAGGAGCCGUAGGUGGUACAACAGGAGCGGCGGUGGCUUCCCCUGCAACGCCGGUUUAUUUAUUGAUGCUUGUGUUGUUGUCUUAUUUUGUUGUUAUCUUCUAG
Molecule: messenger RNA, 477 nt
Organism: Microthlaspi erraticum
Lineage: Eukaryota; Viridiplantae; Streptophyta; Magnoliopsida; Brassicales; Brassicaceae
Source: the annotation of a GenBank genome assembly